CCCCCAUUUAUUAAUACGGACUACUCCUUCUUCCCUUCCUUACUUCUUCACCACCAAAUAUCGUGACCCUCACUCACACUUCCUUUCUCCCUCUCUUUUCUCUCUCCUCUAAACAAAACAAAACAAACUGCCAUGGAUAUGGAGGCUAUGGAGCUCAGUAAGAUGACAAUGGAGAUAUUCUCCAAGCUUGAGCAACAAUGGCUCUCCAACAGUAAUACUAAUAACGGUAUCAACGCUAAUAAGAAAGCCAGGAUACUCAGUAUUGACGGCGGAGGAACCUCUGCCGCUGUUGCUGUCGCCUUUUUGGUCCAUUUGGAGGACUCCAUUCAGGUGAAAACCGGCGAUCAUAAUUUAAGGAUCGCCGAUUUUUUCGAUAUUGUUGCUGGAACUGGUGUCGGCGGUCUUCUCGUUGCGUUUCUCACGGCGGCUGACUCUAAUGGCAGGCCUAUGUUUACGGCCAAGGACGCCGCUAAGUUUCUCGUUGGAAAUUUCUCGGCGAUGUUCAAGCCGAAGCGCGGGGGAAUCCUUCGUCGCCGGAAAACUCGUCGGUGCUCGAGCGAAAGCCUCGAGAAGGUUCUACGAGGUGUUUUCUCGAAAAACGGGAAGAAGACUCCGAUGACGCUGAAGGACACUUGUAAGCCGAUCCUAAUCCCGUGCUAUGACCUCAACACAUCUGCGCCGUUUGUUUUUUCACGCGCUGCUGCAAGCGCAUCGGAGUGGUCGUCGUUGGACUUCGACCUCUGGAAGGUGUGUCGCGCUGCAAUGGCGACGCCGUCGGUGUUUGAGCCGUUUGAGUUGACGUCCGUUGACGGUAAAACGACGUGUAACGGCGUUGAUGGAGGUUUAGUUAUGAAUAACCCGACGGCUGCUGCGGUUACUCAUGUGUUGCACAAUAAGGUUGAUUUUCCGUCGGUUAACGGAGUUGAGGAUUUACUAGUGUUGUCGUUAGGUAACGGAACAUUGAGUAGUGGAAGCGUGAGUGGUAAAAACGGAGAGUGUUCAACUGACUGUGUGGUUAAUAUUGCGGUUGACGGUGUUUCCGAGACAAUUGAUCAAAUGCUAGGCAACGCUUUCUGUUGGAACCGUAACGAUUACAUUCGUAUUCAGGCAAAUGGUCUUGGAGGAUUAGCACCAACAACAAUGGAAAAGGUAUUGAAGGAGAAAGGUGUGGAGUCCCUAACGUUCGGCGGAAAACGUCUUUUGGCGGAGUCGAACGGGGAGAGAAUCGAGGCAUUUGCACAACGCUUAGUUACUGCAUCAGGGAAGAGCAGUCUGCCACCUAGUCCUUACAAAUCUCUGAGUCCAAUGCUUGAUGGCCGUUAAUUAAGGCGAUAAAUCACAUUUUGUUUAUGAAUCCUAUCUGUCAUUAGUUAGUAGUGUUUUUUGUGCCCCGGAAAUGGUGGUGGUGUAGAAUAUAGAUGCAGUUUGUAAUAUGAAACCUACCUCAGGCUUAAGUUACCUGCUACUAACUCUUUACUCUUGUGUAUGCCAUACUAGUACUAGAUGUGUCAAGUCUAUGACCUAUAUAAUACUCUAAACAGAGCCUCUGUAAGCUCUAUCUAACUAUGUAAUUUAAAUUUUCUUUCGUUUUUUUGUAAUCGAAGCGAGAAAUUUAGGGUCAACCAGAUCCAGAUUAGUAAUCGAA
Molecule: messenger RNA, 1645 nt
Organism: Spinacia oleracea (spinach)
Lineage: Eukaryota; Viridiplantae; Streptophyta; Magnoliopsida; Caryophyllales; Amaranthaceae
Product: probable inactive patatin-like protein 9
Exons: 2
Coding region: 133-1323 (396 amino acids)
Biological process (GO): lipid metabolic process
Source: RefSeq, a predicted model, not a curated record